Molecule: messenger RNA, 4780 nt
Organism: Mesocricetus auratus (golden hamster)
Lineage: Eukaryota; Metazoa; Chordata; Mammalia; Rodentia; Cricetidae
Product: zinc finger protein 728
Biological process (GO): regulation of transcription by RNA polymerase II
Cellular component (GO): nucleus
Molecular function (GO): DNA-binding transcription factor activity, RNA polymerase II-specific; RNA polymerase II transcription regulatory region sequence-specific DNA binding
Source: RefSeq, a predicted model, not a curated record
UUCCUCCCAACAAAUCACGUUGGGAGGAUUCCCGGAAAUCCUUUACGCUGACUUAUGGGAAAUGUAGUUCCUCAUACGAUGACAUCACAAGAAUGGGCUUUGGAUACCGGAAGAACUUGCAUGUUCAGACUUCAAACUUCGCUUCUCCCCGAAGUUAGGCGCCUGUCCUGCUCAGCACUGGGCUUGGAUCUCUGACAUGGAGGAAAUGCUGUCAUUCAGGGAUGUGGCCAUUGAUUUCUCUGCAGAGGAGCAUGAAUGCCUGGGCCCUGAUCAGUGGAAUCUGUACAGGGAUGUGAUGUUGGAGAAUUUUAGCCACCUUGUGUUCCUGGGUCUUGCUUCCUCUAAGCCUUACCUGGUCACAUUUCUGGAGCACAGUCAAGGACCUUCAGAUAUGAAGAGACAAGCAGCAGCUGCCAUGCAAACAGGAAAAAAACACCCUACAGGCAAAGAAUGGAGCAUAGCGGUUUCUUGGACCUCACAACCCAUUAACAACCAGAAUAUUAAUUUAAGAAAGAAGCCCUAUAAGUGUGAAGAAUGUGGCAAGGCCUUCUGUAUUCCAUCAUUGCUUUGUGAACACAAGAGAGUACAUACAGGAGAGAAACCCUUUAAAUGUGAAGUGUGUGGCAAAGCCUUCCAUGCUCCAUCAUUGCUUUCUAAACACAAAAGAAUCCAUACAGGAGUGAAACCGUACAAGUGUAAAGUGUGUGGCAAGGCCUUCAACUGUCCAUCACUACUUUCUGCACACAAAAGCAUUCAUACAGGAGACAAGCCAAACAAAUGUGAAGUGUGCGGCAAGGCCUUCUAUUUUCCAUCACGACUUACUGAACACAAGAAAAUUCAUGCAGAAGAGAAGCCCUACAAGUGUGAAAUCUGUGGGAAGGUCUUCAAUCGUCCAUCAAGUCUUUCUGUACACAAAAGGGUUCACAGAGGAGAGAAACCCUACAAGUGUGAACUAUGUGGCAAGGCCUUCUAUAUCCCAUCACAGCUUUCUAUCCACAAGAGAAUCCAUACAGGAGAGAAACCCCACAAGUGUGAAGUGUGUGGCACGGCCUUCAAUUGCACAUCAGGACUUUCUGUACACAAGAGGAUUCACACAGGAGAGAAGCCUUACAAGUGUGAAGUGUGUGGCAAGGCCUUCAAUCGUCUAUCAGGACUUUCUAUACAUAAGAACAUUCAUACGGGAGAGAAACCCUACAAAUGUGAAGUAUGUGACAAGGCCUUCAAUGGUCCAUCAGGACUUUCUGUACACAAGAGGAUUCAUACAGGAGAGAAGCCCUACAAGUGUAAAGUGUGUGGCAAGGCUUUCAAUAGUCUAUCAGGAUUGUCUAAACACAUGAUGAUUCACACAGGAGAGAAACCCUACAAGUGUGAGGAAUGUGGCAAAGCCUUCCGUAUUCCAUCACUACUGUCAGAACACAAGAGAAUCCAUACAGGAGAGAAACCCUACAAGUGUGAAAUAUGUGGCAGGGUCUUUAGAAUUUCUCGGAUUCUUUCUGCUCACUUGAUAAUCCAUUCUGGAAAGAAAACCUACAAGUGUGAGGAGUGUGGAAAAGCCUUCUAUAAAAAGCCACAACUAAAUCACCACAAAUUAACUCACACUGGGGAGUAACCUUACAAAUGUGUAGAAUAUGGCAAACUGAUCAACUUUGCCAACCUUAAAGAACAUUCAAGAAUUCAUUCUGGAGAGAAACCCUACAAGUAUAAAGAAUGCGGUAAAGACUUUAGAACUUACACAGCACGUUCUAGACACCAGACUAGUCACAUUAUAGAGAAACAUUACUACAAUCUACAUAACUGGAACACCCAGAACCCUUUCUUCCCUGAGAUGCCUCAGGCCCUCAUCAGCCUGUUUUCUUCACCACCACCACCCGAUAUGGCCUGGUUGAUUCAACGAGACAGAACUGUGCUGUCUGUGCUUCCGGGUUCAUUCUGCAUUUGUGUUUCUCCCAACUCUGCGUCUUUUUCAAAGUUGGCGGAGUGUGGCUUGUGCUCCGCGUUCGACAUGGAGGAACUUCUGUCAUUCCCAGAUGUGGCCAUUGAUUUCUCUGCAGAGGAGUGUGAAUGCCUGGACCUUGCUCAGUGGAAUUUGUAUAAGGAAGUGAUGUUGGAGAAUUAUAGCAACCUCGUGUUCCUGGGUCUCUCUUUCUCUAAGCCAUAUCUGGUCACAUUUCUGGAGCAGAGUUCAGAGCCUUGGAGUGUGAAGAGAAAAUCAGCAGCUGCCAGCCAUCCAGGAUCAAAACCCCAUAAAUGCAAAGAAUGUGGGAAGGCCUUUGAUAGAAACUCAGUCCUUAUUCAACACCAGAGAAUUCAUACUGGAGAGAGACCCUAUGCAUGUGAAGAAUGUGGUAAAUCUUUUAACUAUUCUUCCAGCCUCAAACAGCACCAAAGAAUUCAUACCGGAGAGAAACCGUACAAAUGUGAAGUGUGUGGCAAAACUUUUAGCUGUUCUUCAUACCUGGGUAAGCAUCAAAGAAUCCAUACUGGAGAGAAACGCUACAGAUGUGAAGAGUGCGGGAAACCUUUUACUAAUUGUUCAGGCCUUGUUGUUCACCGAAGAGUUCACACUGGAGAGAAACCCUACAAGUGUGACGAGUGUGGCAAGGCCUUUAGUGUUCGCACAACACUUUCUAAACAUCUGAUAAUUCACACUGGAGAGAAACCGUACAAAUGUGAAGAAUGUGGAAAGACAUUUAAUGUUCACUCAACACUUUCUAAACACCAGAGGAUUCACACUGGAGAGAAACCUUACAAAUGUGAAGAAUGUGGCAUGGCCUUUAAUGUUCGCUGCAUUCUUUCUAAACACCAGAGGAUCCAUACUGGAGAAAAACCCUACAAAUGUAAAGAAUGUGGCAAAGCUUUUAACUGUUCUUCCAGCCUUCACCAACAUCAACAAAUACACAGAGGAGAGAAACUCUACAAAUGUGACGAUUGUGACCAGGCAUUUAGCUGUUCUUCUUAUCUAUAUAAGCAUCGGCGAAUCCAUAGUGGUAUGAAACCCUACAAAUGCAAGGAAUGUGGCAAGGCCUUUUACUGUUCUGUAAACCUUAUUUACCAUCAGAGAAUUCAUACUGGAGAGAAACCAUAUAAAUGUGAUGAGUGUGGAAAAGCCUUUAGUGUUUGCUCAAAUUUUAUGAAACACCAGCGAAUACAUAGUGGGGAAAAACCCUAUAAAUGCAAGGAAUGUGACAAAGCCUUUAAUAACUGUUAUAAUCUAAUUCAACACCAAAGAAUUCAUACUGGAGAGAAACCCUACAAAUGCAAAGACUGUGGCAAAGCCUUCAAUUAUACUUCAAGCCUUGCUCAGCAUGAAAGAAUUCACACUGGAGAAAAACCCUACAAAUGUGAAGAGUGUGGCAAAGCCUUUAACUCUUCUUCAAACCUUAAGCAUCAUUGGAGACUCCAUACUGGAGAGAAGCCCUACAAAUGUGAACAAUGUGGCAAAGCCUUUAAAAAUUGUUCAGGCUUCACUCGACACUACAGAACUCAUAUCAGAGAAAAUUCAGAUUAGUGUAGACACUGUCUCAGAGCUUUCAAUAAUUGUUUAUUGAUACUUCAACACUAAAGAAUUCAUAUGAGAGAGAACCCUUACAAAUGAAAGGUAAGUUUGAACUUUAGUAACAGUUCAACCCUUAUUCAGCAUCCAACAUUUCAUCCUGGAGAGACCUUGUAAUGGUGAAGAAGAUGAUUGUGUUGAUCAUCAAAAAUUUACAUCUUACAGAAUCCCGACAAAUGCAAAUAAUGUGGGAAAUUGUCAUUAACCAUGAGUGAAUUCUAAUCAAAAUUCACACAUGCACAAUGACUUGGGAAGGAACAGUCAAAUAUGUAACACUGAGAAAAGCAGAGUGAAAAGCAUUGUGCAAGCAGUGUUGCAAGACUUUCCUCACCAUGGAGACUUUGAGAGAUAUAAGGGAAUGAUCACAGACAAACUUUCAUGAAGUCUAUGUGUAAAAUUUAACAAAUCAUGAAAUACUGUUUAUAAUUCUUGGUGGAAUAGACUCUCAUUACAGACUUUGGAAUCAUGAAGAUAACUCAAGUCUGUGAGGAUAUCAAUAUGUCAUAAAUCCAAAUUAUAACAUAGGCUCAAUUUUGAAAAGUGUGAAAAUCACAACUGCUAAGUAAUUUUAGAAGAACAUGACCGAGUCCUGAGACUUGAGAGUCUGUUUUUUUUUUCCUCCCAGAGACUAUACAUUAUUGGAAUAUGAAGUUUAGUGAGUUUUGUAAAUAAAAGUAAGCAGUUCUUAAAUACAUUGUCAAUGUGGUGUAUAGAAUUACAUUCGGCUAUAGAUAUUAAAAUAUCUACCUUAGUGAGGUAUGAUGGCUAAUCUUGGUUGUCCCUUUUUUGUUUUUGGAGACAGGGUUUCUCUGUAUUGUUUUGGAGCCUGUCCUGGAACUCACUCGGUAGAGCAGGCUGGUCUCGAACUCAGAGAGAUCCACCUGCCUCUGCCUCUCAAGUGCUGGGAUUAAAGGUGUGCGCCACCAACACCUGGCUUUGGUUGUCCUCUUGACACACCCAGGAAGAGGGAACCUCAAUUAAAGAAUCACCUCUAUUGGAUUAGCCGAUGAAUGUGACUGGUACAUUUUCUUAAGUACAGUUAAUAUAGGAGGUCCCAGUCCACUGUGGACUAUACUAGCCCUCGGCUAUGGGCCUGGGCUGUGUAAGAAAGGUAACUGUAAAUGAGACUGGAAAUAAGCCAGUAAGUAGCAUUCUCCAGGAUCUUUGCUCAAGGUUCCUGCCUUGGAUUUCUUCAAUGUAAAAUGAAAUAAACCCUUUCUUAUCCAA